Cadophora gregata is the source of this 1152-nucleotide messenger RNA. RefSeq lists its product as uncharacterized. The record is from RefSeq and is a predicted model, not a curated record. The transcript has a single exon. Bases 162 to 803 code for a protein of 213 amino acids. Lineage: Eukaryota; Fungi; Ascomycota; Leotiomycetes; Helotiales; Ploettnerulaceae.
GCAGGAAGGCCAUAACACAUGAAACAACACACCGUGGGGGAGAUUUGACCGCAUUGCAGCCUUCGCUAUUUCCAGACUGCCGCAAGCCUUUUAGACUGGCAAAAAUUCUCUAAUCCAUCUCUUCACAUUAUUUUCGUCUCUUCUCGCCAUCAACAGAUGCCAUGGAGAAUACUCGAGAAUUUUCGUUGCUCUUAUCCGAUAAGGACGAUAAUCUUUCACUACUGGAGAAAGGAAAUGCGGAUAUAGAACCAACAAAGAUCCAAAAUUUCCAUCGCCACUGGAUAUUGUAUGCUUUCUUCGCAGCUGUACUACUGUUGGUCAGUCUGUCCGAAGCAUUUUUGUGGUCUCGUUACGAGAAACCAAAUGGUCAACCAGACAACACCAUUACGCUCAAAUGUGGGAAAACCCCAGAAGAAGCUCGAAGUCUGGGAUGUCAGUUGGAUGUUAUGGUCUAUGCUUGGACACCACCUCCAUGUCUUAACAACACACAUGCCCUCAUGUACUUUCAUUCGCAAAAAUGGCCGUUCUGGAAACAUGAGAACAGGACUGAGGAGAUUCCCGCCGAGGAUAUCUUGGCAGGGAAGUACGAGAGGUACUUUUCGACUUGGCCAUUCCACGGUGCUCAUUGUCAAUAUCUGCUUUCGAGGAAUCUCCAAGUACUUCCCACUGGCGGCCCCCUUAACGACUACAUGCGAGAUCGAGAGCACAACACGCACUGUUUUGAUGAGGUCCGAGCGCCUACUGAUCCGAGGAGAACGUUGGAGGUUGGAAUGGCCUAUUCAUCGUGUGACAUUGGAAAAUGAGAUCUAGGACAUUGUGGUCUGAGUGGGUAUCAUUCAGGGAGAGGAGGCAAAUCAACGUUUUUCAAGAAUGGGCAAGAAUAUGAGAGUACGAUUUUCGUGGUGGCAAUCAUUUGCACUCAGUUGCAAGGAAAUUCAUCGUGUACAAGAAUCACACUAUCUCGAGAGUCUCAAGUAGGUGGUGAAGUUAGUCAGCUGUUGCUCUGGGCACACAGAAUUUUAAGCGAGGUGAACUAAAACAAUGCCUCGAGGUAUUGUUUGUGUGCAGGUAUUCAGAGUGAAGCUUUUAGAAACUACGUCUUUGACGUCUUUGAAUUUUAGGACAUCCUAGAGUGCGACGAGACUUCCGGAG